AUGGCUUCGUCAGUCUCAUCCGGGAAUACUCCCUCGGACCAGACCGUGUUGUCUUCUCCAAAGGAGAAGCCUCGCGUGCUCAUUCCGGCGGGAAUCGACAAUCCCGCUUCAGCUGAGGUCAAGAACUCUCCGACCCAAGAGCUAAGUGCUUCUUCUGAGAAGGAACCCGAGCCCAAGCCCGAACUCAACACCAAGGCCAUCAUCGAGGCCUGGCGCUGGGACGUCAAGAAAUCCAACCCAAACUUGACUCACGAGAUCUCUUCGGGCUCCGACCUCUCUGAAUUCCAGGUAGCUACCCUGCAGAAGUUCGCACUUCGCGUCGAAGAUUGCAUAGUUGUCCUCAGUGUCGAGAACGGCCUAGGUCACAACUGGGGCGGCAUCCUCUCCGGUUGCAUUUCGCUGUUCAGAGGCCUUUUUGCCUGUAUCAAGUGCGCGCGCAGCACCGGCCGUUACUUCCAAACCUGCCCAGAGGUCUUUGGAAAGAAGCUCACUCCGUUCUGUGGCAAAGCAAUCGAGUACUUUUAUUCUGCCGAGCUUCAGAGCUGCCGUUUUGCUGGCCCGCGCCCCAAUGAUGUGUUCCAAUUCGUUCUCGCUGAGGACUGCGCCGGUGAUUGGGGACUGGCGGACUUUACUACAGACCUGAACUGUCUGAUGCGCAAAUAUCAGGCAUGGGACCGCGAGCUGAUUGAGAAGAUUCCUGCGGGCCCCCCACCUCCGAAGCUGGAGCUAGAUAACCUCGAUGCCAUGGAGCUCAGGCAUAAAGCUGACUGGGGCAAGAGCGUCAAUAAGCCCUACCGACCGGGUGACUCGCACCUGGCCACCUUUUGCCUCACGGAGAAGGUCACCGUCAAGCGCGUGCCCGAAAUGCCCCGUUCCUUCUUCUAUCCACCCCCGGGCUGUUCGGAUGACUGGACCAAGAUCAAGGUAGGCUCGGCCCAAGACAAAGUUGAAGCCAACCUUGUCGAGAACAAGGAUGUCCCCAAGCCGGAGGCCAGCUGGGCCGCCACGGCCUCGCAGGAGGAAAUCGGCGCGCUCAUGGCCCGCAUGGACGUCGGCGGCGCGAGGCUCGCCACCUCCACCGCCCAAGCGCGCCUCGUCUGGCCCGAGCACAAUGGGAUGGUCUUCCCGCCGGGCAGCAGCAACCCCGAGUCCAACAUCGACGACGGCGACGCCUCGGACAGUGAGGAGGAGGACCUGGGCGAGUACAUCCGCAAGCUCUUGGCCUCCCAGCCCGCCCUGCGCGCGCAGCCGAUCGGCCCCAGGGUGGAGUCCCGCAUCGAGAAGUACCUCCGUCUCACGGCGACGCCCGAGAACACCAGUCAGCCCGAGAGUGGGGAUGAGGACGGCUGCGAGGAUGGUAACCUGUCCUCUACUCGCAGCGACAACCUGGCUUUCUGGACCGCCUCGGAGUGGCUGUCUCGAAUUGAUGAUAUGCCCAUUGAUGACAAGGGCCCUGGUUCGGGCUUGUUGCGGAACGAUGCUAUGGCGAGUCAUCCCCAUCCUACUUCCUAUAUCUUCAAGAUCCCUUUGAGGAACACUCGCACUCGAAAGCGUUGA
This is a messenger RNA of Thyridium curvatum, 1557 nucleotides long. RefSeq lists its product as uncharacterized. Lineage: Eukaryota; Fungi; Ascomycota; Sordariomycetes; Thyridiales; Thyridiaceae. The transcript has 4 exons. Bases 1 to 1557 code for a protein of 518 amino acids. The record is from RefSeq and is a predicted model, not a curated record.